Messenger RNA from Penicillium diatomitis, 1449 nucleotides. RefSeq names its product Aminotransferase. The transcript has 4 exons. Gene Ontology annotation, molecular function: pyridoxal phosphate binding; transaminase activity. NCBI's taxonomy places the organism in Eukaryota, Fungi, Ascomycota, Eurotiomycetes, Eurotiales, Aspergillaceae. The coding region runs from base 1 to 1449 and encodes 482 amino acids. The record is from RefSeq and is a predicted model, not a curated record. Gene Ontology annotation, cellular component: cytosol.
AUGGGCGACUACAAGCCACUGGAGCACGCGACCAUGGCGUCCGAAGUCCCAGAUGUCCCCAAGAUGCCUCGUGGAACAAAAAACGAUCUCUCGCAGAGACAGAGCUCCGUCCUAUAUCACCAUCUUCGCCAGCCACCACUCAAUAUCGUCGAUGGUCGAGGGAGUUUCUUGAUCACCGACUCAGGCCAAGAGAUACUGGAUGCCACCUGUGGCGCCGCUGUGGCAUGUCUUGGACACAGUGACUCGAGAGUUCACGAAGCCAUCAUGGAACAGUUGCAGAAAUUCCCGUAUUGUUACUCGAUGUUCUUUACAAACAACGCUGCUGAGGAGCUGUCUCAAAUUCUGGUGGAUUCCACUGGAGGUCUCAUGUCCCGUGCAUAUAUUGUGAGCUCAGGUACCGAAGCAGUCGAGGCAUCGCUCAAGAUGGCCGUACAAUACUACAUGGAAAUGUCUCCUCCGCAGCCGCAACGAGUCAAUCUUAUUGCCAGAAAACGAUCAUAUCACGGCAAUACCCUCGGCUCUCUUUCCGUGGGUCAUCAUGUCGGGCGACGAGCGCUGUUUGAGAAAAUCCUGGCCAAGAACGUCCAUCAUGUAUCGCAGUGCUACCCUUACCGCGAAAUGAGAGAUGAAGAGUCAGAGGGGGAAUAUGUUGCUCGUCUGGCUCAAGAACUGGAAGACAAGUUUCAAGAGCUUGGUCCAGACACUGUGUGUGCCUUUGUCGCAGAGACAAUGACUGGUGCGACUCUGGGAUGCGUCCCCGCUCUUCCAGGGUACCUGGCAGCCAUGAAAGAAGUAUGCCAGAAGCAUGGAGCCUUGCUGAUCCUGGAUGAAGUCAUGUGUGGCAUGGGCCGCACAGGCACACUGCACGCUUGGGAGCAGGAAGACGUGGUUCCUGACUUGCAAACUGUGGCCAAAGGGCUUGGUGGAGGCUACGCCCCGGUUGCAGCCCUUCUGGUGAGCCGUCACGUCGUGGACACGUUGAGCCAGGGCACCGGCGCGUUCUCUCACAGUCAGACUUAUCAAGGGCAUCCGGUGUCGUGUGCGGCCGCGUGCCGGGUUCAGCGGAUUGUUCAAGAGGAUAAUUUGCUUACCAAUGUCCGUGAGAUGGGCGUAUAUCUCGGUCAGCGACUCCAUCAGGCAUUUGACGCGUAUCCCCAUGUCGGAAACGUUCGUGGACGGGGGCUUUUCUGGGCAAUUGAAUUCGUUCAAGAUAAGCAAACGAGAGAGCCAUAUCCCCCGUCUCAGGCGGUUGCUUGGAAGAUCCACAAAACAGCAUUACAACCGGAGUAUUCGGUUUCGCUACUUCCGGGCAAUGGGGGAAUUGACGGAAUCAAUGGUGAUCACAUCUGCUUUGCACCUCCAUAUAACUGUAGCAGACACGAAAUUGAUGAGGUUGUGGACCGUGCUUUCCGUGCAGUUCAGAAGGUGCUUGGGACAAGUGUCAAUUGA